This is a messenger RNA of Pipistrellus nathusii (Nathusius's pipistrelle), 426 nucleotides long. The record is from the annotation of a GenBank genome assembly. NCBI's taxonomy places the organism in Eukaryota, Metazoa, Chordata, Mammalia, Chiroptera, Vespertilionidae.
AUGUGGUGCUCCCACCAUAAAGGUCCAGGGGCCCCUCCAGGGUUCUCUCCGCGUGAGGAGAUUCACCACAGGCCACCCGCCACCAGAGGCCUUCUGCCACCUCCCCACGCUGUGGAGGGCCAGGGAGUCUGCACCCCCAGCCUUGGAGGGAAAUCCUCAUGGGACCUGAACCCUGCAGCCUACAGACCGCUCAGCCUUACCAUCGUCCUUGUCCAAGACUGUCCUUUGCCAUCCUUGUCUCAGCGCCUGGCCGCCCGGCCCCCAGCUGGCGUCAGACGCUCCAGAUCUUGGUUUUCAAUAAAGUCCCAGUUUCUACUUCUGCAUGCCACCGUGCAAGGUCACUCAUCACUCUUCUUACAGAAGCCUCUGGACACGGAGCUUGAUGGGGUUGAAAAUGUUGUAUGUAAAUAUUCAUUUGGUUUUUGA